AUGGCGGAGUCCACAUGUGUGCCUCCCGUUAAAGAGCUUCAUGCGGAACAAACUGCAGACGGGACGAACAUCAAAGAGGAGGAGACAGGAGACACUGGAUGGCAACAGGAUGGACAGGAGAACGUGCUGUGUCAGGAAACGUACAGUGAGGACCAGGAAACCUACGACUACUUCGGUGCAACCCAACCAACCGGACAUCCUUGGAACGAGACUUACAACAUUUGGGAGCAGACAACAGACACGAGACGGCAGCAGGAAGAGAAAAGGGACGAAACGUACAGGAGAGCAGAGGCGAUAUGGGAAGGCGUGUGGUUAAACACGCUGGUGAAAAACCCUACAUGUGUGGGGAGUGUGGGUACAGGGCAGCGCGAAAGUACCAUUUAUCGCAGAGGCGAUAUGGGAAGGCGUGUGGUUAAACACGCUGGUGAAAAACCCUACAUGUGUGGGGAGUGUGGGUACAGGGCAGCGCGAAAGUACCAUUUAUCCCUACAUAUGAAUACCCAUACAGGAGAGAAACCCUACAAGUGUGGGGAGUGUGAGCACAGGGCAGCUCAAAAGUCCGACUUAUCCAGACAUAUGAGAACCCAUACAAAAGAUCGACCCUACAAGUGUGACCAGUGCGACUAUUCUGCAGCACAAAAAUUUGACUUAUCCAAACAUAUGAGAACCCACACUGGAGAUAAACCCUACAAGUGUGACCAGUGUGACUAUUCCGCCGCACGGAAAUCAAGUUUGGACCAACAUCUAGCAAAUCACACCGGUGAGAAACCCUACAUGUGUGGGGAGUGUGAAUACAGGACAGCUAAGAAGUCCCACUUAUCUCGACAUAUGAAAACCCAUACUGGAGAGAGACCCUACAAGUGUGACCAGUGCGACUAUUCUGCUGCACAGAAAGGUGAAUUGAAUAAACAUCUAGCAAAACACACUGGUGAAAAACCCUACAUGUGCGAAGAAUGCGGGUACAGGGCUAUAAGAAAGUAUACCUUAUCCCUACAUAUGAAAACCCAUACAGGAGAGAACCCCUACAAGUGUGACCAGUGUGACUAUUCAUUUGCAGAGAAAUCCAAAUUGGGUCGACAUAGAAGAAAACACACCGGUGAGAAACCCUACGUGUGUGGAGAUUGUGGGUACAGGACGGCUGUGAAGUGCAACCUAUCCACACACAUAAGAAGCCACACAGGAGAAAAACCCUACAAGUGUGACCAGUGUGACGUUUCUGUAGCAAACAAAUCUCACUUGAACCGACACUUACGAAAACACACCGGUGAGAAACCCUACAUGUGUUGGGAGUGUGGGUACAGGGUGGCUCAAAAUUCUGACUUAUCCCGACAUAUGAGAAGUCAUACGGGAGAAAAACCUUACAAAUGUGACCAGUGUGACUAUUCUGCUGCACAUAAACCCUCCUUGGACCAUCAUCUAGCAAAACACCGGUGAGAAACCCUACAUCUGCGGGGAGUGUGGGUACAGGACAGCAAGAAGGUCUAACUUAUCUAGACAUAUGCGAAAAACCCCACGAGCGUGGUCGGUGGGACAAUCCUAACCCCUCACAGUUGUGGCCAAAAUGACUCUACCUGUGCAUAAGGUAUAGUAACUGUAGAUGCUGUGUAUGUGGUAUAGUAACUGUAGGUGCUGUGCAUGUGGUAUAGUAACUGUAGGUGCUGUGCAUGUGGUAUUGUAACUAGGUGCUGUGUAUGUGGUAUAGUAACUGUAGAUGCUGUGUAUGUGGUAUAGUAACUGUAGAUGCUGUGUAUGUGGUAUAGUGACUUAGGUGCUACUUUAGAGAGGGCCACACUCAGAGCAAAUGUUGUUUGACCUUCACACAAUGUUGUAAAGAAAGACACGUUGAUGAGAAAAUGAGCUGAAAUCUGUAAUUUACUGACGCUUUGGUGGCUAUUCCCUUUGUCUUACCGUACGGAACAUGAACAUUUUGUAUAGGACAAUGUGAACA
Branchiostoma floridae (Florida lancelet) is the source of this 1948-nucleotide messenger RNA. RefSeq names its product gastrula zinc finger protein XlCGF57.1-like. The record is from RefSeq and is a predicted model, not a curated record. Lineage: Eukaryota; Metazoa; Chordata; Leptocardii; Amphioxiformes; Branchiostomatidae. Gene Ontology annotation, cellular component: nucleus. Bases 1 to 1434 code for a protein of 477 amino acids. Gene Ontology annotation, biological process: regulation of transcription by RNA polymerase II. Gene Ontology annotation, molecular function: DNA-binding transcription factor activity, RNA polymerase II-specific; RNA polymerase II transcription regulatory region sequence-specific DNA binding. The transcript has 3 exons.